Molecule: messenger RNA, 3271 nt
Organism: Branchiostoma floridae (Florida lancelet)
Lineage: Eukaryota; Metazoa; Chordata; Leptocardii; Amphioxiformes; Branchiostomatidae
Product: protocadherin-15-like
Exons: 10
Coding region: 814-1842 (342 amino acids)
Source: RefSeq, a predicted model, not a curated record
GUACAGGAGGAUGUGACAGUAGGAGAAGGAAGAGAGCAAUUCCAGCCAACCAGAUUGUAAUAACAGUGGAAGUUGGGGAUGAGAAUGACAACCCUCCUGUGUUCUCUCAGAGCAGCUAUGUAAAGGGUAUCCCUGAUGAUGCUCCCAUAGGGUACACAGUCAUGCAGCUGCAGGCCUCAGAUGCUGACACCGGUUCCAAUGCUGAGCUCACAUACAGUUUGUGGGGACCAAACCUGAGCAGUUGGAAGUGGAGAGCAGCACAGGAACUCUGCUGACUGCGAUUUCGUUUGCAGGAAGUAGUGGAGACAAGUUCAAGUUUACUGUGCAGGCAGAAGACCAGGAUGGUAACACUAAUUCCACUGAAGUCACAGUAUUUGUCCUGACCUUUACCCAGCAUGUUAUCCUGGAGGCGGGUUUGGCACCGUCUGUUGCCAUUGAAAACCAGGAGGAGAUCGCGGACUUCCUCCACAACAUCACUGGCUAUGACAUCAACGUGCACAAGAUCGUUCCCCUUGGCGAUGACUCGGGAAAAACUAACUUCAGCGCGUCUGAAAUCUGGUUUUAUGCUGUGGACCCCCAAACAAAUGAGAUUGUGGAAAAGACAGAUGUGGAAAAUGUCAUUGCUGCUAAUCGUGAAGAGUGGGAGGAAUUCUUGGAUCGAUUUUCUGGUAACCGCAUCUCCCAACCAGUUCCUCAGACAUUAACAGACACCACCAUUGGUGUUCUGGAAAGUGCGCUCAUUGCGGUGGCAGGAGUGAUCUUAAUGGAGGUCUGAUUGCCGUGUAUGCAGUACAUGCCUCAUGAAAAAAACGUAUGAUGGAGAAUGUGAACGAGGUCAGUAUGUUUGAGAAGUACAGUGUGAGUGAGGAGAACAACCUGGUCCUCACCAACCCUACCUACGUGGACACCACCAUGGAAGGACCCAGUAUACAAAUCAUACAGAAUGAUGAUGUGCAGGAGACAUGGGUGGCCCCGAUGAAUGACUUGCAACAGAAAGCUGGCACCAAUCAGCAAGGGAAUGGGGAUACACAGCAACUUAUUCAACAGGAUCAGCAGGGCUAUGGGCCUGUCAGAGGUCAAAGGUCAUCAGGCUCUGAUACUCAUGACCCAAGCAACGCACAAGUAGAUGAUCUCGUAUUAGCAACAGUUUUAGCUGCUGAAGGCAGGAAACCUUCAGAGAAACCAAAGGCCAAAGGAGUGACAUGGGCUUCCGAUGUGAAAAAUGAAACAGAUUCUGCAGAUCAAGACAAGAUGGCUGCUCAUGCAGUAGACAUUCCUGAUGAUGCUGAUGCCAAAAGUGCCUUUGCCAGUGAUCCUGUCCUCUCCCCGGUUAUGGGGCCUUCUCCGACUGCUGCUGCACUGAUGGUGACCAGUCAGACAGACAUCCCUCCCUUCCCAAGCCCGCCUCCUGAACCCCAAGAUGAAGAGGAGGAUGCAUCAGAAGACUUUCCACCCCCUCCACCACUCCCAUUCUCAGACCCACCAGACCUCUUGCCAAAUGUCCGGCCAACAGACCACAACUCCAACGUACCAAAGGACAACCCCUUCACAAGAGAAACAUUCGAAAGUGCCAUCACGGACACCUCUACCCCCAGGAAGAAGCCAAGUAACGUUCCAGGCAAUCUCUCACCAGUUCCCACUCCAUUCACCCAAGUCCUCAGCUUAACAAAACAGAGGAGGCCUGAACCUCUGGAGACCAUACUGAUGUCCUCUCCAGCAAGCCAGGUCCAAGACCCUGUCCCGGUAACAGACAUUGAUGCUUUAAUAUGGGAUGAUGAGGAUGAUGAGGUACAACACAUUGCUGAUGGAGAUGAGAUGGAAGAACAGAGCACCGUGCUGUAACUGUCAACCACAAGCUGAAACAAUUACAAGUAUCUCAGGUCACACUGAUUCAUUUUCUUGGUUCUCAGUAUAUCUUAAGCACAAAUUCAAGAGGACAGGAUGAAAACAGACACCCAGGACCAAAAAAAAAAAAAAACUGACUAUGCUCAAUUCCCUAAAUCUGUGUGUCCCUAUGACUGUUUUCAUGUUGAAAUUCCUCUUUAAGCACUAUAUUCUUAUACCUGAGAACCAGGAAACUAGAUUAGCUUGGCCUUAAUGACCUUUUCAUAAUAUCACAAAAUCAGGGCUAAAGAAAGCAUGUUCAAAUCUUGUGUUUUUAGGAAAUCAAAAUUGCAAAGAAUGUUGUUGGGGUGAUGGGGUUGGGGUCCACAUGAAAUCUUAUAGCAGUCUGGUUUCUAUUACACUUUGAGAAGGAUGGGACACAAAAUUCUGCACACAUUUCCAACCUGUUUAUAUGUGUGUCUGUCAUGGAGUCUGCGUUUACAGAGAAAAUGUAAAAAAAAGUGAAGCAGUGAAGAUGCCAAGUUAGAGGUAUCCUGUACAUAUCGCUAGAAGUAUUAUUUAUCAAAUUCUUUCUAACAGUCAUAUUAGUGUUACUUGUCAUUCAUACAAAUUACCUUAGGCACAUCACUUAAAUUGACAAGAUGUCUGAUGCAAUACGUGCACUCUUGCCAUUAUUUCAAAAUUUUCUGAUCCAACAAAUGUAUCCAUAGUAAACAUAAAGGGGUUAAAGACAAUCUAUUAUCUCUUAGUUCAGUAUACCUUGUACACCUCAGGAAUUAUGAAUUUAGAAUGAUUUACUAACGAUGUACACAAUGGUAUGAAGGUCACUCUGGCCAUAUUUUUGUCAAGUAAAGAAGACUAUUUUAUAUUACUUUUAAUAUAAGUUUUUGAAUGAAUGGAGUUAUAGUUAUCAUGUGGGUGUUUAUUCCCAUCUAUCAUAAAGUCAUGAUGGUAAACUAGACUAAGUAUAAAAGUUAUAAAUCUUACAGAAUGUAUUAAGCACAUUGUACAUGUUUCAUAAUCUGAAGAAUUUUUUAUCUAUGAUGCUGGCCAUCAUAUCAUACUACACUCUGUCACAUGAUUUUGUUCCUUAUAUCUACAUCAAUUAAGAAGCUAAUAUAGGUACUUCAGAGCAGGGCUUGGCUUCAGCCAUUUUCUUAAGCUGUUAAUAUUGAGUUGAUAGUAUGGACUUGCUAUGUAGACCAUAAGUUGUAUUGAAUAUCUUAAUUGAAGACUUUUGGUACUGCUGCAUUGUAGACUUGUAUCAAAAGCUUAGAAGGCUUGUAGUAUACAUAUACUAUACGUUUUGUGAUGGUUGUUGUGUAAAUUCCUGUAGAAAAUAUAGGUACUUUAAAAAAAAUAAAAUUCUGACUCUGUAUUCCCAAACUUCUUUUGGGUGAAAUAAAAUGCCUGCCUCAAUGAUAUA